Ochotona princeps (American pika) is the source of this 837-nucleotide messenger RNA. It is a transcript of the gene C15H22orf23, whose product is annotated as chromosome 15 C22orf23 homolog. Bases 83 to 778 code for a protein of 231 amino acids. The transcript has 7 exons. The record is from RefSeq and is a predicted model, not a curated record. NCBI's taxonomy places the organism in Eukaryota, Metazoa, Chordata, Mammalia, Lagomorpha, Ochotonidae.
UACUAGGGUGACUAAGCCUGUCUGUCCAUGGCCUUGCUCCGAGGCGCGAGGUCAGGUUCAAGCAGGUACAUUCGAUGUGUACAUGUCCGGGUGUCUGGGCGUCCGGGUGAGAGGAACAGGCGCUGGCUCGAAGAGGGUGGAGGCAAUGAGCAAAGGAUCGGCCCCCUGGCGCUGCCCCAAGCCGGCCCCUUACACACCGGGGACGUGCGAACUGCUAAGAGUGAUGAUGAAAGAAUCCAAGCUGACUAACUUCCAACAACGGCACAUCACAGACACCUUGAAGAGAGGAGACACGUUACCCCUGCAAUGCAGCCCCACAUCCAGCCAGGGGGGCUCGCCUGGGAAGCAGCCACUGCCGGCACCAGCCAUCUACCUGCCUCCCAUCCUAGCUGCCCGCUCCCAACUGCGGCCUGUCAGCCUGUGCCAAGCCAACGGGGCCUACAGCCGGGAGCAAUUCAAGCCACAGGCCACCCGAGACCUGGAGAAGGAGAAACGAAGGCUCCAGAACAUCUUUGCCACUGGGAAGGACACAGAAGAACCAAGAAGGAAGGCUCGUCCCAUGCGGCAGGAUGUCCCAGCCCCUGAGCCGGACCGCUUCGAGGAAUUGGUGCGGGAGAUCCAGGACAGGAAGGAAUUCCUGGCCGCCAUGGAGGCCCUGGGCCAAGGCCGGCAGUACCGAGUACUCAUCCUUGCUGAGAUCUCCCAGAAAAUACGGGAGAUGGAAGACAUUGACCGCAAGAGGAGUGAGGAACUCAGCAAAGCUCUUGACAUCGCUUAAUCCAGCCCUAGAGCCCAGCCUUAACCACGAGGGCCCACCCCUCAUUGGGCAGGCUCACC